This is a messenger RNA of Puccinia triticina, 246 nucleotides long. RefSeq lists its product as uncharacterized. The transcript has 2 exons. Lineage: Eukaryota; Fungi; Basidiomycota; Pucciniomycetes; Pucciniales; Pucciniaceae. The coding region runs from base 1 to 246 and encodes 81 amino acids. The record is from RefSeq and is a predicted model, not a curated record.
AUGCUUGAUACUAUUGAAGAACUCGACAAAGAUGCUGCUGAAGACAAGCAAUCAGUUGAAGGCACAGAUGAGAUACAGGAGGUCGACGAAUGUGAUGAUUGCGGCGAAGUGGAUCCUGAUGAUGCGUCAAUUGGCUCCGAUUGUGAUCUUUCCAAUGUCGAUCAAGGCCAAGCUUGCAUGGAAGGAUCUAUCGUGGAUGCCUUGCCCGCGGUGAAGAGCCCGCUGCAUUGUCCGAUGAAGAAUUAA